This is a messenger RNA of Leucoraja erinaceus (little skate), 5239 nucleotides long. It is a transcript of the gene pola1, whose product is annotated as polymerase (DNA directed), alpha 1. The record is from RefSeq and is a predicted model, not a curated record. Gene Ontology annotation, biological process: leading strand elongation; lagging strand elongation; mitotic DNA replication initiation. Gene Ontology annotation, molecular function: purine nucleotide binding; chromatin binding; DNA-directed DNA polymerase activity. Lineage: Eukaryota; Metazoa; Chordata; Chondrichthyes; Rajiformes; Rajidae. Gene Ontology annotation, cellular component: alpha DNA polymerase:primase complex.
CGGAAGUUGUUUACUGUUUUAGGUGAUGCUAAAUCUUGUGGCCUAGCCACGACACGCGCGAAGCGUGACCGCAAAGAGAAAGGAGGGCGAUUAGCGGCUUUGGAACGCUUGAAGAAGGCCAAGGCCGGCGAGAAGCAAAAAUAUGAGGUUGAAACUAUUACAAAUGUUUAUGAGGAACUCGAUGAAGAUGCCUACUCCAAACUUGUAUGUGAACGACAGGAUGAUGACUGGAUAGUUGAUGAUGAUGGGAUCGGUUACGUGGAAGAUGGCCGAGAGUUGUUUGACGAUGACUUGUCGGAAGAUGUCUUUGACAAUAAAUCCGAAGGCAAAGAAAACCCCCGUGCAAAUAAAGGCAAGAAAGGAGUGAAGAGUUUGGUCUCAAAGCCCAACAACAUUAAGUCCAUGUUUUUGGCCAGCACGACCAAGAAGAAAGCUGAGAAGGAUGUUGAUUUGUCCAAGGAUGAUGUAUUGGGUGAUUUACUUAAGGUUCUUCAUGCAGAGGCAUCCUCGAUACCUGCUCCACCUCCUGUUGUGGUUUUAAAGAAGAGGAAGUCUGCUGGGCUGGUAGCCAAUCCGUUUUCCAUCAAACCACCUGCACCCAAGGUUUCUUCUGUCCCCGCUCAUAAUCAUCGCACCAGCUCUGCACGAAAGCCGGCCGUCGCUGAAGAUGGAAUUGGCACCGCGGAAACAACCCAGCGUGUUUCUGUGGGAUCGUCCGUCAAAAAGGUGCAUGUGAAGCCUGUGAAGCUGGAACCGGAGGACAUUCCGCAGGACGUGGUUGUAAAGGAAGAGAGCAAUGCUGAUGAGGAUGCCCAGGACAUGGAGUUGGAUGAGGGAGACUUUGACGAGUCCAUGGACACAGAACCCGUGCCCACUGUCAAAGUGGAAAGAGAGAAAACCAUCAAAGUGGAAAGAGAGAAAACCAUCAAAAUGGAAGAACCCAAGGAGGAAGACAAAUCACUCAAAAACUCCACUUUCACUGAAUCUUGUUGGGAUCGUAUGAACCAGGAUGAAAGUGACGCUUUGGUGGUUGAGGUACAGGUGGAUGCCAGUCGUCUGCCAUUGGUGACAGAUUCAAAGGGAGAGCAAGUCGUCAGAUUCUAUUGGGUGGAUGCUUAUGAGGACCAGUAUCACCAACCAGGGGUGGUUUAUCUCUUCGGCAAAGUGUGGAUUGAAUCUGCAAAAUCGUACGUCAGUUGCUGUGUGGCUGUGAAAAACAUUGAGCGCACAGUGUACCUGUUGCCAAGGGAAAAGCGGUUAAAUCUUAAAACUGGCAAGGGUACAGAAACGCCUGUAGGUAUAAUGGAUGUUUAUCAGGAAUUCAGUGAAGCAAUUUCGGAAAGAUACAGAAUAAUGAAAUUCAAAUCCAAGAAAGUGAAGAAAAAGUACGCUUUUGAAAUUCCGGAUGUGCCUGAAAAUUGUGAUUACUUGGAAGUCAAAUAUGCGGCUGACCUGCCUCCACUUCCUUCAGACUUGAAAGGGGAAACAUUUUCACAUGUGUUUGGUACCAAUACGUCCAGUCUUGAGCUUCUGCUCCUCAACCAGAAGAUCAAGGGCCCGAGCUGGCUGGAAUUCACGUCUCCACAACUUCCCAAUCAUCCUAUGAGUUGGUGCAAAGUGGAGGCUGUGGUACUGAAACCUGAUCUCUUGACUGUCGUGAAGGAUUUGGCCCCUCCUCCUCUUAUCACUAUGGCCAUCAGCAUGAAGACGGUGCAGAAUUCCAAAACCCAUCAGAAUGAGAUUGUGGCCUUGGCAGCUUUAGUUCAUCAAAAGUUUCCACUGGACAAGGCUGCACCCCAGCCUCCAUUCCAGGCUCACUUCUGUGCCAUUUGCAAGCCCAGUGACUGCAUUUUCCCUUUUGAUUUCCGGGACGUGUUGACAAGAAAAAAUGCCAAAGUUGAGAUUGCUGCUACUGAGAGGACUCUUUUGGGCUUUUUCCUGGCAAAGAUUCACAAGAUUGACCCUGAUGUCCUUGUGGGCCAUGAUAUUUAUGGAUUUGAUCUUGAUGUCCUGCUACAAAGAAUUAAUGCCUGCAAAGUUCCUCACUGGUCAAAGAUUGGUCGCUUGAGGAGAUCUGCUAUGCCUAAACUUGGGGGCCGUGGAGGGUUUGCAGAGAAGAAUGCAGCUUGCGGCAGGCUGAUAUGUGACGUUGAAAUUUCCGCUAAAGAGUUGAUCCGGUGCAAGAGCUACAGUUUAACUGAACUUGUCCACCAGAUCCUCAAAACAGAGAGGGAUGUUAUUCCAGCUGAAAAUAUUCGACAUUUUUACAGUGACUCUCCAGGACUCGUGCGCCUGCUUGAGAAUACCUGGAUGGAUACAAAAUACAUCCUGCAGAUCAUGUGUGAACUCAACGUGCUUCCUUUAGCUCUGCAAAUAACCAGCAUCGCUGGAAAUGUCAUGUCACGAACACUGAUGGGGGGCCGUGCUGAGAGAAAUGAAUAUUUGCUGCUGCACGCUUUCCACGAGAACAACUACAUUGUGCCUGAUAAACCUUCUUUCAAAAAGCACGUGCAGGAACAUGUGGAUGAUGAUGAGGAACAUGUUGAUGGAGGUGGUGGAAAUGUGGGGAAAAUGAAGAAAAGUCGAAGAAAAGCAGCCUAUGCUGGAGGCUUGGUUUUGGACCCCAAAGUUGGCUUCUACGAUAAGUUUAUACUGCUGCUUGACUUCAACAGCUUGUACCCUUCAAUCAUUCAAGAAUUCAAUAUCUGUUUCACCACUGUUCAGAGAUCUGCCGCAAAUUCUCAGAGGAAUCUGGAGGGUGAUGAACUAGAAGAAAUUCCUGAAAUUCCCGACCAAGAUCAGGAGAUGGGUAUUCUGCCCAAGGAAAUCCGCAAACUGGUGGAGAGGAGACGGCAAGUGAAAAGCCUGAUGAAACAACCUGAUGUGAACCCUGACCUCUACUUGCAGUAUGACAUCAGGCAAAAAGCCCUGAAGCUUACGGCCAAUAGUAUGUAUGGCUGCCUGGGAUUUUCCUUCAGUAGAUUCUAUGCCAAACCACUUGCAGCUUUGGUCACGCACAAAGGAAGAGAGAUUCUCGUACACACGAAGGAGAUGGUCCAGAAGAUGAACCUUGAGGUUAUUUAUGGAGACACGGAUUCCAUCAUGAUAAACACCAACAGCACAAACCUGGAGGAAGUCUUCAAACUCGGAAACAAGGUCAAGAACCAAGUCAACAAGCAGUACAAGCUCCUGGAGCUGGAUAUCGAUGGUGUGUUUAAGUCGCUGCUGCUGCUGAAAAAGAAGAAAUACGCAGCCCUUGUCAUUGAGCAAACUGCAGAUGGGCGCCAUGUCACAAAGCAGGAGCUGAAAGGGCUGGAUAUUGUUAGACGAGACUGGUGUGAUCUCGCAAAGGAAACUGGAAAUUAUGUUAUCAGUCAAAUACUCUCCGAUCAGCCGCGUGACACAAUUGUGGAGAACAUCCAGAAGAGAUUAACCGAAAUCCAGGAGAGUGUUGUGAGUGGCAGUGUACCUCAGAAAUGCUUCGAAAUUAACAAGGCUCUGACCAAGGAUCCCCAAGAUUACCCAGAUAAAAAAAGCCUGCCUCACGUGCAUGUUGCCAUUUGGAUAAAUUCCCAAGGAGGACGGAAAAUAAAAGCUGGGGACACAAUAUCCUACAUAAUUUGUCAAGACGGCUCAAACCUGAGCCCCAACCAGCGAGCCUAUGCACCCGAGCAACUACAGAAACAGGAGAACCUGACCAUCGACAUCCAAUACUACCUAUCCCAGCAAGUGCAUCCAGUUGUGGCUCGAAUCUGUGAACCCAUAGAUGGAAUAGACUCUGCACUAAUUGCUACCUUGUUGGGCCUAGAUCCAUCCCAGUUUCGAAUGAAUCGCAUCGGUCUUCAAGUUGAAGAAAACGAUGUGCUGCUGGGUGGCUCGGUCCAGCUCACCGACGAAGAAAAAUACCGUGACGCAGAAAGGUUCCAGUUCGCAUGUCCCAGCUGUGGGACGGAAAACAUUUACGAUAAUGUCUUCGAUGGCAGUGGGCCACAUAUUCAACCCAGUUUAUUCCACUGCAGUAAUGUUGAUUGCGAGACGUUGCCAAGUCAGUACGAAGUGCAAAUGUGCCACAAAUUAACUUUGGACAUCAGGCGACAUAUCAAAAGAUAUUAUAGUGGAUGGCUCGUUUGUGAAGACCAAACAUGCCAAAAUCGUACUCGUCAGCUUCCAUUGAGGUUCUCGCGUAACGUUCCAUUAUGCCAGACUUGUGCAAAGGGUGCACUUAAGCCAGAGUAUCCAGAUAAGGCCCUGUACAUCCAGCUGUGCUAUUAUCGCUACAUAUUUGACUGGGAUUAUGCACUGGAAAAGGUGGUCUCUGAGCAGGAUAAAGAGCUCAUAAAGAAACGGUUUGACAUUGCAAGUUACAGUAAAGUUUUCAAGAAAUUCAAAGGAAUCGUAGAUGACGUGCUGAAUUGGAGCAGCUACUCAGAGGUGAAUCUAAGUAAACUCUUCCAGCCUUUCUGUGCGAUCAAUAAGUGAAGGAGAUGUGGCUGCCUCACCUUUUCAAGCUGAAUGAACAACAAAAAACAAGAACAUUGAUGACUUUGGGAUUCAUGAGAGAAUUCCUCUUUAAAUGUAAUUCGUACGCGUGUAAGUGGACCUGGAAUCUGACUCGGGUUAUGGAGAAGCAAGUCGGAACAACCAAGAUGUUAGGAAAAGUCUCAAUUGUCAUUAUAGAAACUUGCUUUAAUAGAGAAGCUGAUGAAGGAGGACAACACAAGCAAGAACAGCAGUUAAACUCAUGAAGAGAUGCAAGCAAUCUAUUAAAAGGUGGCUCGGAUGAUGGUGUAUGCCUAAUGACAGUUUUGUUCUGAAAGGGUGUUCUUUGAACGCGAUUGAAUUCACUGUGCAGUCCCUUUGUAGUGGUGGAACACAGGUAUCAUUUAGUAAGAUCCAGUCUAUUGACGCGAUUGAUGUACAUUGGAUUGGGAGGCCCACAGACAAACACAGUGGGAUCCAAGUAGGCAGCUGCCAAUGCAUGAGGCAAGUACAACAAUUAUUUGAUGGAGUUCCUUUCAAUUUAAUGCUGUUUGUGAUUUCUAUAAAUAUUUCUUCCUUUUGUUUUAAAAAUAGAUGUUAUUUUUUAUGUAUGAAAACAUUUUACAUGAAUAAUGUUAUCACAUUUUGAAUAAACUCAACUCGAUGCUAUUCCUGAAACAUUUGAAACAAGUAAUUCCUGUUUAAAUAAGUGGAUAUUAUCUUUUGUUCUGAAGUAUUCUAAUAAAGUUUAUUAAAAGUA